AUGGACAAAGAUAGCAUCGCAAUCAAGGUUAGUUGUAACACUAAUAAUAUAGAGACAGUUACUCGUAAAAUUUCUAUCCAUAAGAACAUAAAGUUGGAAGAAUUGGAAUACAAGAUACGGGAACGGUUUAAUAUAAAUUAUGAUAAAGGAAUUGAUAUCUUUUAUAUUGAUGAGGAAAACGAUCGUAUUUAUGUGACUCACGAAGAAGAAUUGUUGCUUGUUUUAAAAAGUCAGGAAUCACCAAAAUUUGAUGUUGUUGUUAAAUCUGUUAAAUCAAAGAGCGGUACAAAAGCUUGGGGAACUUAUAUUUUUACUGAUGAUUCAGAUAUUGUAAAAGCUCUUGCACAUUCUGAAAAAAUAGAACUUACAGAUACUCCACCUUCACAUAAUGUAAUUGCAACUAUACGUUUUUUGCCUGGCUGUCUUGAAUACGUUGGAUCAACUAAUCAAGGGAUAUCAACAUUGGAUUUCAAUGAAUACGACUUAAGUUACGUUAUUGAAAGUGUUAGAACUGUUAGAAAAUCUUCUAAAAGUUCAAGUGAAAAAAAAUCUUAUUAUUAG
This is a messenger RNA of Entrophospora candida, 561 nucleotides long. The record is from the annotation of a GenBank genome assembly. Lineage: Eukaryota; Fungi; Glomeromycota; Glomeromycetes; Entrophosporales; Entrophosporaceae.